Messenger RNA from Parasteatoda tepidariorum (common house spider), 1632 nucleotides. NCBI's taxonomy places the organism in Eukaryota, Metazoa, Arthropoda, Arachnida, Araneae, Theridiidae. The record is from RefSeq and is a predicted model, not a curated record.
CCCUGAUUUAAUUGAAUGCAUUAGAAUAAGAUCUGAUCAAGAAAAUGUCAAUGGCCGUGAGUUGUUAAUGAGGAUGCUUGAAGUUUUGGUUUUAAAACUAUUGCAAAGCUGCAACUGCCUGUUCUGCAGAAAAAAGUUUCUCAACCUUUAAAACCUCAAACCUUGGCUAUUCCUGCCUCACACUCUGCCCCUUCCAUAGUUGCCUUUUCAAGCUCCUCCCUUUCAAAUGUAACACCUUCCGUACCUGCAGCUCAGCAUAUCACCACACCACAUGUUAAUCCACUAAGCUCUUGGAUUCCUCCCCGGUGGAGUUAAAGUAAAGACUGAAGUUCCAUUCAGGUGGUCUAUUAGACCGACUAAAUGAAAAAAGAAAUAAGGAGAUGGAGAAAUACAAUGUUAGGUUGGAACCUGGAAAAAUCUAUCAACAAACCUAGAAAAAGAAAUUUGGUGUUCCUGCUUCUCAGGCAGCAAAUUGUAACAUUGCAGAGUGUAGAAGCUUAGUCAAAACUUUAGUAUGCGCAGCAAAAAUAGUUAUUUGGGGAAUAACGGCUUGCAAGUUUUCUGGCGAUUCAAACACUAAUCCAAGUAAGCAGUACCAACAUAAAGAAACUCUAGUUUUUAUUAGAUUGAUGUAUGCUCUACAGUCUUUGGAUAUUUAUACAUUAAAAGUCCCUACUCCUGGACAAGCUGUUCAGCAGCGACCAAUGACAAAUAAUUUACAAACGAUGCUCACUAUUUACUGUAAACAUUAUCCUGGUGAUGAUGCAGACAUGGUUGCAGAUCAAAACAAAGCUAUAUUUGAAGUUGAUCAAGAACUUGUACGACAGCUGACUCAACCAAAUACAUGUGUUAGAGAUCAGAGAAAGCUAUGCAUUCAUUGAAAGUAAUUACAGAAGUUAGAAAUGCAAGCAUCAAUAAUAUUAUUUAGCCACAUAAAAAACUUCUCGUUGGUUAUGUUCCAUUGCGAAAACACAAUUUACGACACCAGCCUGUGCUAUCUCAAAUGGGGUUGUUAGGCGGGAAUACUUUCUGCAUCACUUUAGAACCUUGUCUUUUCUCAUAUGGCUUGUUCUGCUUUGGAGAUCAGAUAACCACCAGGGAAACUCAAGCACAGUUCUUCAGUCGAUUUCUCUUACAAUCUUCAAAAUAUUUCUUAUAUUCAAACGGUAAAAGAAUUAUGCUUAUUGAGGAGUUUCCAAAUGCUUUUAUAAGAGAUCCGACACUGCUUCAUUGCAUUCUAAGUUUUAAUGCAAUUGCCCCAACCUUGAUGAUGAAAGUGCUCACAAAAAUUAAUAACUCACCAAAGGUGCAUUCCUGCUACAAAAAACUAAGCAAGUCUGAAAUUGAAAAUAUUGUUGGGGAUUCUUUGGGAGAUAUACGGAAUGCCAUAAAUUCUAUGCAGUUCAUGUGCAUGUCUUACUUUAAGAAGCCCUUAUCUGUGCAAGGGAGUGUUUCUUCUUCUGAAGAUGGUAGUAAAAGGGAUUCCUCUCUGUUUCUAUUUCAUGCAUUGGGAAAAAUUCUUUACUCCAAGCGUGAUGCAUCAAAGAAAUCAAAUCAAGAUGUACUUCCUACUCAUCUGAAAAUGUUUGAAAAGGAUCCUCUCAUUUCUUAUCCUGAAGAAGUGUUUGAUAA